Molecule: messenger RNA, 1200 nt
Organism: Ambispora leptoticha
Lineage: Eukaryota; Fungi; Glomeromycota; Glomeromycetes; Archaeosporales; Ambisporaceae
Source: the annotation of a GenBank genome assembly
AUGUUAAAUAUGCUAAGCGUGGACGCGACAGAAAAAAAUUCUUCAAAAAGCAAUAGUAAUAAUAUACUAUCGAAAAGUAUACCUUCGAAUCAAAAUGGGUAUUUGGAUCCAAAAAUUUACCCGCCUCUAGAUCAACCACCACCCAUUAAUUCAUCCUUUGUUCAAGAGUGGGCAAAGAAAACUGAUUGGAAUCAGGUACCGAAUUUCCGAAGUACAACCCCGGGAAAUUGUAGCGAUAUUGAACCAGACGCGUGCAACUGGGCAUGUCAAAAGUGCGAACGACCAUCUGAUAUUGUCGUCUGUCCUGGAAAGGAAACAUGGGGAAUGUCAUAUGAUGAUGGACCUUCCGUCUAUACACCAAAAGUACUGGAUUUACUGCAGAAAUAUUCUUUACAUUCGACACUUUUCGUGGUUGGAUCGCGUGUAGUACAACAUCCGUUGACAUUGAUUGCUGCUUAUAGAGCAGGUCAUCAUAUCGCAGUUCACACAUGGUCGCAUCGUAGUCUAACAAGUUUGGAUAAUCUAACGAUUAUCGCGGAAUUACAAUGGACGCAAAAGAUUAUUUAUGACGUGUUAGGUAUCACGCCUAUAUAUAUGAGACCGCCUUUUGGUGAUAUUGAUGAUCGUGUUCGCAGUAUCGCCGUUCAACUUGGAUAUAUAGUUUCAAUAUGGACUCGGGGAUUCGACACUCAAGAUUGGCAACUCCCCGAACACAAAGUAACUCCACAAGAAGUAAUCAUAAACUUCAGCUCUUUUCUACAAAAUUCCACGAAAAUGAACUCUGGAUUCAUCGUAUUGCAACAUGAUCUUUGGCCCGAAACAGUACAAAUAUCAGUCGACGUGAUUCUUCCGACUGCAAUAAACACACCAAAUAUGCAAAUCAUGUCGAUUUCAGAGUGUUUGGUUGAUGGAAAGCCAUAUAAAGAAGGCGUAGCUAAUUCAAACAAGAUCAAUUCCUUACUUGAUGGGAAUCAGAGUGAUGAUGGGAUACGUCCGAAUACUACGAUGAUGAUUAAUUCUGCUUUUUCUGUAAGGAGUUGUGGACUUUGGAUUUGGAUUGCAGAUAAAAAUCACUCAUUAGCAAAGGGUGAACUUGGACAUUUUUUAUUAUAUCAUAAAUCAUUGAAAAUCAUCGGUCCUGGAUAUAAAGCAUGUUACCAGCCAUCAUCUUUUGCAUACAUAACAACUAUAGUCUAUUAA